AACAACAACCUCCGCCCCCUUUUCAUGAAAACAUUGAAGAGAGACGGCAAUGCAGUCAGUUUGACAGCUUCAGCCAUCGGCGAAUCUUUGCGGGGUCAAGAGAGAUUCCAAGACAGCAUCAACAUGAUUCUGUUCAUGCUCUUCCUCCCCCUCAUGCUCUUCCUCCCCCGGCACACACACCAGUCCUGCACGGUGGGCUCCCCCAAACAGUGUCUCCACGCAGAACUGGCUCCAGGCACCAACCUAGCCGGGGAAGGCUUCGAUAUCACCGGGAUGAAGCGCAAGGGUGCGUUUGUCCUGGACGUGAAUGAGUGGAAACGCAAGGACAAAACGUGCACCCUGUGCAUCAACCCCUUCCUGGGGAAGGCCCGUCAGAAGCUUCCCCUGUCUGUGGUGGAUUGGAGGCCAAAGCGGUUCUGCAGAUUAAACGAGGCCAGUACACUUCACAGAUCCAGUGAGGCUCUCGUCAAUUCCAUUACUUCCAUAGUGGAAAAUAAUUGGCGGGCCAGUCUGAGUGUGAAUGCUACAAAAUACGGUGCACAACUGAUGAUUGCUGGCACCCAGUCAAAACUGGCUCAGUACUCCAUGCAGAAAACCAAGACGGACAAGUUCAGCUUCGUCAGCCAGGGAAUGUCCUGCGAGUACUACAGCUACAGGGUGUCCGGCAAGCCAAAGCUGCAUGCUGAAUUUCGAAAAGCACUGAAGGAGCUCCCAAAGACCUACAGCCCUCGAUACAAGCAACGUUUUUAUAAACUGAUUGACAACUUUGGCACACAUUACAUCACAAAGGUGAAACUGGGAGGAUCUGUCCAGUCCAUCACCAGCAUCAAACAGUGCCAGGCCAGCCUGCAGGGCCUCAGCGCAGAGGAGGUGCAGAUGUGCCUGGAGGUGGAGGCGUCUCUCACCUUCAAAGUGACCAAGAAAGCCGGCUACAAACACUGCAAGAACGACACCGACAAGACCGAGAGCAAGGCCAGCUUCUCCAGCCUCUUCAACGACAGGUUCACAGAUAUAAAGGGGGGUCACACCAGUGACGUGGACCUUCUCUUCUCUUCAGGCAAAGACCCAUCAGCCUACAAGGAAUGGCUUGAAACGGUGCCACACUACCCAGACAUUAUUUCCUAUUCCCUGGAGUCCCUGCACGAGUUGCUGCCGCCUAACAGCCCCUCAAGGAGGAACCUGCGAGCGGCCAUAAGCCACUACAUCCUGGAGAGGAGUCUGAUCAUGAACUGCAGUGGGCGCUGUCAGGACGGCAUCAGGAGCGACUCCAGGGACCCCUGCGUCUGCCAAUGCCACAACAACCGUGCAGUAACCCAGGACUGCUGCCCGAGCCGAGCCGGCAUGGCCCGGGUCAUCAUAACCAUCCAACGAGCUUCAGAUCUAUGGGGAGACCACAACACGGCCACCGACGGCUACGUGAAGAUGUUUUUCAACAAACAGACGUAUCGCUCUCCCGUCAUUCUCAACAACAACAACCCCCACUGGGCCACCAUCUUUGACUUGGGCACUCAAGAUCUAUCGGCAGCCCCGAAAGUCAGAUUUGAAGUGUGGGAUCAGGACAGCGGCUGGGACGACGACCUCCUGGGACAAUGUGAGCAAAUCCUGAAGGCGGGAGAGACGCAGGACGUGUGCGCCAUGCACCACGGCCAGUUCUUCUACAAGUGGGACGUGAGAUGUGCUCCCAGCCUGGGCGGUGAGACAUGCACGGACUACAAGUCUUCGCCAAUGAGCCAGAGCCUGAAGAGCAUGUAUGUGUCCCGCCACGCUCACCCUGUCCCCCAAGACAUCCUGUUAGAGAUGGGUGUGCUUGAACCGCUGACAUAAUCACGUGUAAUGCUCCCGGUAGUUAAAGCAGGACAGUGAGCGCUUUUACCAUCAUUACUGCGUGCAAGCUAGCUCAUGUGACUUCAAUACUUUUUAUGCAUUUAUGUGGUGUUUACUGUAAAACAAUA
Molecule: messenger RNA, 1952 nt
Organism: Doryrhamphus excisus (bluestripe pipefish)
Lineage: Eukaryota; Metazoa; Chordata; Actinopteri; Syngnathiformes; Syngnathidae
Product: perforin-1-like
Biological process (GO): T cell mediated cytotoxicity; immunological synapse formation; defense response to virus
Cellular component (GO): membrane
Molecular function (GO): calcium ion binding; wide pore channel activity; pore-forming activity
Source: RefSeq, a predicted model, not a curated record